Messenger RNA from Coniosporium apollinis CBS 100218, 423 nucleotides. RefSeq lists its product as uncharacterized. The record is from RefSeq and is a predicted model, not a curated record. NCBI's taxonomy places the organism in Eukaryota, Fungi, Ascomycota, Dothideomycetes. The transcript has a single exon. Bases 1 to 423 code for a protein of 140 amino acids.
AUGGAAAGACCAAACAAGCGAAGAUCCAUCCGCCGCUCCAUCUCCGACUUCUCACGGGCCUGCUUCUUCCCCAGCAGCAAUCCCGAUACUGACUCCCUCCCUGUGCCCGCUCGAUCAGCCGCUACACGACCGGCGGUGACACGACCAGGACACGUACGACUGGCCUCGACGCCCGACGUUCGACAGGAUGCCAGAGACUCCUCAUCGAUAGAGAUGGUCGAGAACGACGCGAAGAAGCAGAAACGAGCAUCCUAUGUUCCUCGACAUGCGGCUUCGUCGUUCAUGGCGUCGACUACGCCUUUGACGCCUAAGGAGAUCAAGCGGAGAUCCAUGAUGGCGUCGACGAUGCCGAGCACUUCGACUUUCGCGGUUGAGAGUCUGGAUGGUAGCGUUAAGGCAGCGAGGCGGAAGACGAUGGUGUAG